Messenger RNA from Lytechinus variegatus (green sea urchin), 1681 nucleotides. Its product is annotated as COP9 signalosome complex subunit 6-like. Lineage: Eukaryota; Metazoa; Echinodermata; Echinoidea; Temnopleuroida; Toxopneustidae. The coding region runs from base 21 to 968 and encodes 315 amino acids. Gene Ontology annotation, molecular function: metallopeptidase activity; protein binding. The record is from RefSeq and is a predicted model, not a curated record. Gene Ontology annotation, biological process: protein deneddylation. The transcript is spliced from 8 exons. Gene Ontology annotation, cellular component: COP9 signalosome.
GUUACGUAAUCAAGUUCAAGAUGGCGUCGGAAAUGGAAAUCGAAGGGAGUUCAUCCUCUUCACAGUCAACUGUUAUGGCUUCUGGAGGGACAGGAAGCGUGGCAGUUGCUCUUCAUCCCCUGGUUGUCAUGAAUAUUUCAGAACAUUGGACUAGAAUCCGUGCACAAGAAGGAAAACCUACCCAGGUUCUUGGGGCUUUAAUAGGUAAACAAGAAGGUAGAAACAUAGAGGUCCUCAAUUCAUUUGAGCUUCUCUUUGACACCGUGGAGGGAGAUAUCAUCAUCGACAGGGAAUACUACAACACAAAAGAAGAACAAUUCAAGCAGGUUUUCAAGGAUCUUGAGUUUCUUGGUUGGUACACCACCGGUGGAUCGCCGGAUGAAUCUGAUAUCAAAGUUCACAAACAGAUUUGUGAAAUCAACGAGAGCCCCAUCUUCUUGAAGCUGAAUCCCUUAUCGAGACAGACCGAUCUUCCAGUCCACAUGUUCGAAUCAGUGAUUGAUCUGAUCAAUGGCAUAGCAACCAUGCUGUUUGUUGAGCUCCAUUUUACCCUAGCAACAGAAGAGGCUGAGAGAAUAGGUGUUGAUCAUGUUGCCAGGGUAACCAACAGUGAAACUAUGGAAAGCUCAGUGGUUGCGGAGCACCUGAUAGCACAACAUAAUGCCGUGAAGAUGCUGCACAGUCGGGUGAAGCUGAUCCUGGAUUACGUGAAAGCUGUCCAGUCUGGCGAGGUGCCCAUGAACCAUGAGAUUCUCCGGGAUGCCAACAGUCUCUGCCACAGGCUACCAGUGCUGCAUCUAGACAAGUUUGAUACAGAAUUCUACAAUCAAUGCAAUGAUGUAACUCUGAUGGCCUAUCUAGGAGCAAUUACUAAAGGCUGCAACACAAUAAAUCAGUUUGUCAACAAGUUCAACGUACUCUACGACCGUCAAGGCAUGGGAAGAAGAAUGCGAGGACUCUUCUUAUGAGGACCCUACUUUUGUGAUACUGUGUCUUUUUCUACCUUCUAAAGAUUAGCAUUUGAAGAGCAGGGGCUGGUUUCACAAGUCAGCCAGAAGACUAAGUUAACUGACAUCUCGUAGAGAUAAGUGAAUUCUGUUACACAUUAGGUUGUCAGAGGCAGUGUUAAUGCAAGUGUCCAACCAGAAAACGUAAAUCAUGGUUCUUCUUUGCAUUUUGCAAUGUGAUACUUGUUGAAUUUUAGCUUUCCUUUGACUGGACACAGCUUAGUUUUGUGGCAAAAGUACAUGUACAUCCAGGUCAACUACAAUCCAGUGUUCCAGUGAAAGCCUGCCACCACGGGACAGUUUGACAUCAAUUUAACAUUGAGAACCCGGUUACAUGAAAGCAGUAACAACAAUCAUGUUCCUGGCAGAAUCAUGUUUCAAUACUAACCUGUUUUCAGCACUUCAUUUUAACAGUCUUAAUCAUGGUCAUAUGAUACUUAGAAUGUGCAGAAACACAGCUUUUUUUUUGCCGAAGCCCUUUAUUCCUUUGAAUGAAAAUUGGUUAAUACUCGAAAACAGAAAUCCAAGAUGUGAGAUUAUGACAGUAUUGUGAAAGAGGGAGGAUUAUUAACAACCCUGCCUGUUCAUUUAGACAUCUAUGGUGGUGACUAGUCAAUAAGUAGAAAAGGAAAAUUUACAUUCUGUCAAUCACUCUGAUUUAAUCCUGUGUACUU